This is a messenger RNA of Salvelinus namaycush (lake trout), 1985 nucleotides long. RefSeq names its product cobalamin trafficking protein CblD-like. The transcript has 8 exons. Gene Ontology annotation, biological process: cobalamin metabolic process. Lineage: Eukaryota; Metazoa; Chordata; Actinopteri; Salmoniformes; Salmonidae. Gene Ontology annotation, cellular component: mitochondrion. Bases 318 to 1226 code for a protein of 302 amino acids. The record is from RefSeq and is a predicted model, not a curated record.
ACAUGAUGUUCCUUUACAUAACAGCACACAUUCACUCGAAUAUUUCAGGAACGUAACGCAUGUCAUCGUGUUGUAAUGGUGUAUGUUUACAUUGAAAUGUAACUUUGAAAACUAUGAAAUUAUCAUCGCAAACUUACGUCUGUCGCGAACGAGAAGUGAGAGUGCAGCCGAUCAAAACAAACAAGACUGGACUUGUCAGCUCUUUCAGCUACCAAGCUAAUUAGCAUAGCUAGGCUGUCUGUCAUUGCCAGUUGUCAACAACAACACUAGUUAGCUGUAUCGAAUACGUGUAAAACUAGUGACAGAGGGCCACCAGGAUGACUAGUGUGCUGUGUGGCCGAGCCCGGCUGGUGAUAACCCAGUCGUCAGGGCGUCAGGCCCUAGCUGCACUCAGGGUGGGCUGGAUACGAACCUUCUCAGCUGCUGGUUCUGAUGAGCCUUAUUUUGUCGUGCCACGAGGGGACUCAGACUCAGGCCCUAGGACAGUAUGGCCUGAUGAGAACAUGGGACCGUUUGGCCCCCAGGACCAGCGGUUCCAGUUGCCAGGUAACUCGGGCUUUGACUUUCACCUGGAAGGCAUGGCAGACCAGAGGAUUAAAGGCCCAGUCCACAGGACGGUACCUGAUGUUCUGACUGCUGCUACUAGCAACGAGAGACAUGAGUUUGUAAUGGCCCAGUUUGUCAGCGAGUUUCAGGUCAACAGUGGUCCCAUGUUAUGGAGGAGCGUCCGCAAGGCAGAGCACUACUUUGAUCAGCCCAAUGUGAACUGUUCUAUACAGACCUGUCCUGAGCUGCUGAAGAAAGAGUUUGAAUCCUAUUUCCCCUCGGCCCCAGCCAGCGCCAUCACUGUUGUCACGGUGAAACACACGAGAUGUGAGGUGAUCGACAAAGAAGUGAUCGACAGAGAACAGCUACUGCACAAAUUUGUCAGUGGUGCUAAGGAAAUCUGCUUUGCUCUGUGGACAGCUGGCUUCUGGGCUGACUUCAUUGACCCCUCAUCAGGAUCAGCUUUCUUUGGAUCUCACUCCAACCACCCACUACUCAAAGAGGAGGAGUGGAGCCGUCUAGGUUUCCAUAUCGAGGCCUCUGGAUCCUGCACAGUUAUCCGUCACGUCCUGAGGGGAACACCUACGUUUGUUGGAACUGUUUUCACUACCGCACCUGCUAACAGUCAAGUCAUGGAAAGACUUCAAGGCCAGUCAAGUGCAUUUGAAGACAGGGACUAGUUUUUAUAUUUAGUUAUCACCAUGUGAGAAUGAUGUAUCUCACUAUCCAAAAGACUGCUUGUGCCCUGACCCCUGUUUGUUCACUUUGGAUUGUUUUGGAGGAAUACCCUUACCCAUAAUGCCGUUGUCUUCACCACACCAGCAUGGAGAGGAAGUUCUAAUGGGUUGUUGUCUUCAGACACAUGCCUAACUAUGUUAACCUGGUCCCAGAUCUGUUUGUGUUGUUCUGUUAGUGCUGGCUUGCCAAAGUUGGUAAGAGGACACAAACAGAUCUGGGACCAGGCUAUAUAACUAUGUACUUGGAAGUAGACCGGUAGGUUGCGUACAGUACUUCUGCGAUCUAUCGUUGACUCUGAUGAUAUCAUAAAGACUUGACUGAGGAAGAUCCCUUUGGCAGCUGUGUUUAAACACCCAAUAAACCACCUAGCUACCUUUGACUGGGGGCCCUUUUUCUGGCCUUAGCGCUGCAGAUCCGCGCGAUAUAACUCCAAAGGCAAUGUUCCGCAUUCACGGUAAACGCUGCAUAGAUCAGUUCAAUCUGAAAUAAUCUUUACGUUUCUAUCGUGCUGUAACACUCAAAUUCAGCACUACGGAUUGAAUCUAGUCUAAUAUAGUUAAGACUUUCAGACUAAUCUAGUGUCUACAGAGUAUUGCUACUGUACAGGGUUUUCCUUCACUUGCACAAUGGGAAUAGAAAUAUGGUGUCUGUUGUACGUUUCUACCAUAAUGAAUUAAAAUGUCUAUGUUGCUGGUAUGGUA